AUGAACACCACCACCUUCCUCCCCACCUUCCUCCCCACCACCACCACCACCGCCGACCCUUACACCACCAACUUCACCACAACGCUCUUCCCUGGCAACGACACACCAUGGGACGCCAACGGGACGUUCGGCGACGGCGGCGGCCACGAUGACGUCGACGAGGACUCGUGGCAGCUGGUGACGGCCAUCGUGUCCUUCACGGUGCUGGCGUGCGGCGUGGCGGGCAACACACUGGUCAUGUGGGUUCUACUGCGCCACACGCACGCCCGCGCGCACUCGCACUCCGUCACCAACAUCUACAUUCUCAACCUGGCGGCCGCCGACCUGCUGUACUCCUUCUGCCCACUGUUCUUCACCGCACAGAACCUGUUGAAGUACUGGCCACUGGGGGAGCUGAUGUGUCGCCUCGUCAUGGUCACAGACGUCCUCAGCCAGUUCUCCAGCACCUUUAGCCUGUUGGUGAUGAGUAUCGACCGCUACCUGGCGGUGGUGCAUCCGGUGCGCUCUCAACGCGUGCGGCGCCCCCGUGUGGCGAGGAUCACCAACGCGUGCGUCUGGCUGCUCGCAGGACUGGCUGUGUCACCUGUGGGGGUGUUCAGCAGGGACUCGGACCAGGGCUCGUGUAACGUGGUGUGGCCCGAGCCCAAAGCAUUGUGGGACAAGAUCUUCAUCUACUACACGGCCUCGCUGGGCUUUCUACUGCCCCUAGUGGUCAUAUGUAUAUGCUACGUGCUCAUAGUCAUCAAGGUGAGGACCGCGCGCGUGAAGGCGGGGCUGGCCAAGCGUCGGCGCGGCUCGGAGCGCAGCGUGACGCGGAUGGUGUGUGUGAUCGUGUGUGUGUUCGUGCUGUGCUGGCUGCCCUUCUUCGUGGCCAACGUGGUCAACCUGGAGUACGACCUGCCCGAAGAAGACUGGGUCUCCGGCUUCUUUUUCUUCACCGUCACGCUCACGUACGCCAACAGUGCUGCCAACCCGCUGCUGUACGGCUUCCUCUCCAGUACAUUCCGCCAGGGCUUCCGGAAAGCACUCUGUUGCCCCCAGACAGGUGGGGGCCAAGUGGACGACUGUCCUAGCCCUCGUCCAAGGAGCCGUGUGACGGCGGUGACGGACGCCUCCCCGAGACCCAGUCCCUUGGUGGACCGGGGACCCAAGACCACGAGGCCCAGUCCCUUGGCGGAGCGGGGCCCCAAGACCACAGCGCUCCUGAGCCCUCAGCAGCAACAGCAGAGCCGGCCAGACUACAACGGACACGCCCACAACACGCAGGUGAACACAGACGCGCACCAAGUUUGGAUACGCGGUGAGGAGAAACGUCGACAGACACACAAAGACGUUGGCUACACGGCCGUCAACAGCAUGCGGGGCUCGAGGGCCGCAAAGGAGCGCGACAGAAGACCCAGUUACCCCAGCGACCAGCUGGUUAAAAAGAUGCACCCGACCACGAAGGUGUGGGUCAAGGUGUCGAUGGCCGUCGCCUACGUGCUGAGCGUGUCGCUCGUGGCGCUGGGCUUGGCUGUCUACUACAUUGCCUUUUGGACACCCAACAGGUCCACCAACACCACCGCGUGCAGCCGACGCGCGCUCAACGGCUCUCAACUGGCGGGAGUUUGA
This is a messenger RNA of Engraulis encrasicolus (European anchovy), 1611 nucleotides long. Its product is annotated as somatostatin receptor type 5-like. The transcript has 9 exons. NCBI's taxonomy places the organism in Eukaryota, Metazoa, Chordata, Actinopteri, Clupeiformes, Engraulidae. Gene Ontology annotation, biological process: regulation of insulin secretion; cellular response to glucocorticoid stimulus; neuropeptide signaling pathway. The record is from RefSeq and is a predicted model, not a curated record. Gene Ontology annotation, molecular function: somatostatin receptor activity; neuropeptide binding. Gene Ontology annotation, cellular component: plasma membrane; neuron projection. Bases 1 to 1611 code for a protein of 536 amino acids.